Molecule: messenger RNA, 507 nt
Organism: Chrysochloris asiatica (Cape golden mole)
Lineage: Eukaryota; Metazoa; Chordata; Mammalia; Afrosoricida; Chrysochloridae
Product: nucleolar protein of 40 kDa-like
Exons: 2
Coding region: 1-507 (168 amino acids)
Biological process (GO): RNA stabilization
Molecular function (GO): RNA binding; zinc ion binding
Source: RefSeq, a predicted model, not a curated record
AUGGAGCCUUUAUCAAAAUCCCAGGCUUUUGGAAACCAGGUGAAAAAUGAAAGAAUAAAAGUAUCCCUCUCCAUGCAAAUUGUCAAGCAAGGACCUGGAAAAGACCUGGAUCCCAACAACGUUAUCACUGAACAAGAAGAGAGGCAGAGAUGCUCCUUUCAGGAUAACAACGGGCAGAAGAUCAUCCUUGAGGCUGUCCUAUACACUACCUGCAAGAAGUGUGGCUGUAAAGGCCACUUUGCAAAGGAUUGUUUCAUGCAGCCAGGUGGGACCAAACACUCUCUAAUAUCUAAAGAGGAAGAGGAGAAAGAAGAGGUAAAGUCAGCAGAAUUUGAGAAACGUGACCCCACAAAGACGUCUUCUAGAAAAAGAAAGAAGGAAAAGAAGCACAGAGAGAGGAAGUCAUCUGACUCUGACAGCUCAGACUCUGAGGGUGAUACAGGCAAGAGGGCAAGACACACAUCAAAAGACAGCAAGGCAGCAAAGAAGAAGAAGCACAAAAAAUGA